CUCGAAACAACAACGAGACCUGGUAGAAAAUAAAUUUGGAGCUCAGCCUUGAAAUUUGACUAGUUUACGCAUAUCCCUCAUGGCUCAGCCCUAUGCCUUCUUCCUAUUCCAUUUUCGACUCUCUGACUCCGACUGACAAAGAAAAAAACCAAAAACCCUAACCCUAAUCCCUAAUUUUCUUUUCCCAUCUCUUUCCCUUUUUAAUUUAUUUCUCGAUUUCUCUUUAAGGGUAAAUUGCGUAAUUUUGAAUUUGGAUGGGCCGUGAUUCGGCAACUUCGUUAGCUCCUGGUUUCCGAUUUCAUCCGACGGAUGAAGAACUCGUUCGGUAUUAUCUCAAGCGUAAGGUCUCCGGCAGACCUCUCCGGUUCGAUCACAUAUCCGUCGUCGAUGUCUACAAAUCCGAGCCCUGGGAUCUGCCUGGUCAGUCGAAGUUGAAGACCAGGGACUUGGAGUGGUACUUUUUCAGUGUCUUGGAUAAGAAAUAUGGUAAUGGGUCAAGGACCAAUCGGGCAACCGAGAAAGGAUACUGGAAGACCACUGGGAAGGACCGCCCGAUCAGCUAUAAUUCGCGGAAUGUUGGAAUGAAGAAGACCCUCGUUUACCAUAGUGGGAGGGCCCCUAAAGGCGCUCGGAGCAACUGGGUUAUGCACGAGUACCGACUUGUUGAUGAAGAAUUAGAAAAAGCUGGAAUUGCUCAGGAUGCGUAUGUUCUUUGUAGGAUAUUCCAGAAGAGCGGUACAGGACCUAAGAAUGGGGAGCAGUACGGUGCACCAUUCAUCGAGGAGGAAUGGGAAGAUGACGAGUUGACUUGGGUACCAGGUGAAGAGGCACCAAUCGAUGAAGUGCAAGUUAGCAAUGGUGAAUAUGUUGAACCGAAUAUGGUGGAUCAGAAUCUUGAUGCUGGCAUUCCUUCAGAGAAUGCUCCUGUUCCUUUGAACUUCUAUUAUGCGGAUACAAGCAACAAUGUUGAACAUUCAGGGGACUUCGUUCAAGAUGAUGUUAAGCCCAUUAUAGGCACUGGUGAAACUUCUCAGGUUGGUGGUGAACAGGUAUUCUUUGACUUACCACAACAAUAUGGAAUGGGUGCAGAACCAGUCAAAGAUGAAUAUCCUGUUGAUAUCAAUUACUCAAAUAAUGAACCAUACCUAGAUGCUUCUGAGGCUCCUUCAUUUGGUGAUGAUUUCUACAUAGAAACAAAUGACCUUACAAAACCCAUUGACCCUGAAGAUUUUGACAUGCUUGAUGAGUACCUUACAUUCUUUGAUGUGGAUGAUGACAACACUCAGUAUUUGACUAUUGAUUCUUCUGCCAAUGUGGGGAUUGAAAAUAAUGUUUCUGAAUCAGAUCCUAAUGGCCAGAAGCUUGUAAAUGGAGAAACUGAGUUUUUGGCCUCGGGAAGCCAACGUCUGCUAGAAGCAAAUGAUAGUAGUGAGGCUUCUUCUUCGAAGCAAAAGCCUGAGGCAACGGAGUUUGAACCAGAUAUGAAGAGUUCAUUCAUCAAAAGGGCCAGUCACAUGUUGGGCAGCAUCCCUGCUCCUCCCGCAUUUGCUUCAGAGUUCCCUACAAAGGAGGCAGCUCUACAGCUGAAUUCUGCUGCACAAUCGUCUAGUUCGGUUCACAUGAUCAGAAUAAGAAACAUGACUUUGGACGGCAGUGGGAUGGACUUGUCUUUUGGCAAGAACGAGGAUGUUAACCUCGUCUUAUCUUUUGGCGUGUCACAUGCUGAUGCUAAUUCCAUCACACUGGUACCUGUGGCUCGCUUGCUUUAUGGAAAGACAGGAUCAACAUUUACAAGGGGCUGUUUCUUCUUUUUGUUCAUUUGGGUCCUAAUUCUUUCUGUGAGUUUCAAAAUUGGAAGCCAUUUCUAUACCAAGUAGCUCAACGUCAGUAAGGCAUUGAUAGGAAACACACACCCCACGCUGUAUUAUCAGGGGUAGUUGGUAGUAAAUUCGCUGUAUAACCUGUUCUGGAUAUUGCAGAUUCAAUAUUUUAUUUUAUUUGUACUAACUGCUGUAUUGAUGACCUCCACAGAUAUUUGCAUUCGGUGUGUGUUAUUUAUUUUUAAGUUAGACUGAAUGCCUGAUUGGGACUGUCUUUUGAACCUUUAUAUUAUCUCAAAAUGUAAUGGAAUAUACAUACGACAAGUAUAAACAUAGUUCUUAUGCUGUAGA
Molecule: messenger RNA, 2171 nt
Organism: Ziziphus jujuba (common jujube)
Lineage: Eukaryota; Viridiplantae; Streptophyta; Magnoliopsida; Rosales; Rhamnaceae
Product: NAC domain-containing protein 78
Exons: 6
Coding region: 255-1877 (540 amino acids)
Biological process (GO): regulation of DNA-templated transcription
Molecular function (GO): DNA binding
Source: RefSeq, a predicted model, not a curated record